AUGCCACGUGGCAGUCGUCAGUCGAUCCGAGCUCUCCUCCUCACGCUCGCCAUCGUCUUGAUCGUCACAGCCCCGACCGCGCUAGGCGAAAGUGAUAAAAUCGAAAGCAGGAGCGGCAGUAGAGACAGCAGGGACAGCAGAGCCAGCAGCGAGAGCAGCUCGAGCAGGGACCUAGAUGUUUCUCAAACGCGUCUCGGGGAACGUGGAUUCGAGCACGUAGGUGAUUUAGGAAGCAGAUUAGAAGAUGCUCUUGAUGAUGAUGGUGGUGGGGAUGAUGAUGGUGAUCAGGUGUUUGGUAACCAUGAGGGGGAUGCUGAUGAUGGUACUGAUGGGAGUGAUGAUAAUGAUGGUAAUGUGGAUGGUGACAUAGAAGAUGGGUUAUUCGAGGAUGCAAUGGAGCAUGUACCCGAGGAGGAGGGGGAGUUUGAAGAGCACGAUAGCGAGUCUCUUUUUGACGAGGACAGUGAAUUGGAGGGUUGGGAUGACGCUGAUGAUGGCGAGUUUGACGUAGACGAUGGCGUGCUGAUCAGCCUGGCGCGGGCGCUGCUCAUGGAGUCCCGCGUUUUGGUGCUUGAUGAAGCGACUGCAGCCGUUGAUGUGGGCACGGAUGCGCUGAUCCAACGGACGGUGCGCGAGGAGUUCAAGGGGCGAACCAUGCUGACCAUCGCCCACCGGCUCAACACCAUCACAGAUAGCGACAGGGUUCUGGUCAUGGAUGCUGGCAUGGCCCUGGAUUACGACAUUCCACCCAAACGGUUCUUAAACGAGUCCAGUGUGUUUGCAGCCAUGGCGCGCAGCACGAGGCCUCAGAUCGCCAAGUACUCACACUCGUCUCCUCCUCUUCAUCCCAAUCUGGCCCUGGAGUACGACACACCAGCCCACCUAGUCCUAAGCGAAGGCAGUGUGUUUGCAGCCAUGGUGCGGAGCACUGGGCUGCAGACUGCCAAGUACCUGCUCUCGUUCCUCUCCUCCCUCCCUCUGCUGUUUUUUCCAUUCCACAGGCCCUGGAACCGCCAAGUACAUGCGCAGUGUGGCCUGGGGGAGGUGGCGCUAGCAGACGAGCUUGCCGGCCGGGCGGCGGCGCAGGAGAAGCAGAUGGCGCGCGAGGCGGCCAAGUGGCGGUGGGCCACUGCCGAUCAGUGGGCGCUGGCUCUCACGCUCACGUCCUCACAGAGGGAUCUGCAGGUACGUACAUGCCACAGAGGUGCUGGCUUGCAUGUUGUUGUGUGCGUGUGCCUACCACAUGCUCUAUGGCGCGGCCAAGUAGCAGACGAGCUUGCCGGCCGGGCGGCGGCGCAAGAGAAGCAGAUGGCGCGCGAGGCGGCCAAGUGGCGGUGGGCCACAGCAGCACAGUGGGCGCUGGCUCUCACGCUCACGCAUGUCUUCCCAGAGGGAGCUGCAGUGGCGAUGGGCCACUGCCGCCCAGUGGGCGCUGGCUCUCGCACUCACAAAGGGAUCUGCAUGUAUCUGCAGGUGCGUGAUGUAGAGGCCAUGUGUAGUGACAGCAAGAGGGAGGAGGGAGAGAGUGACGCACUUGUGGCUGUCGCACAACUGCCAGCCGUCCAGAGAGGCGUGCUAGAAGAGACAACUGAUGCCGCCCAGGUGCUGCAUGCGGUGCUGUCCGGGCAGUGCAGUGAGGAGAUAUCGUCAGCACUGACGAGGGGACAGCUGUUGGAAGACAAGUGGUGGGCGGCUGUCAGCCGCCUGGUGUAG
Messenger RNA from Closterium sp. Naga37s-1, 1713 nucleotides. NCBI's taxonomy places the organism in Eukaryota, Viridiplantae, Streptophyta, Zygnematophyceae, Desmidiales, Closteriaceae. The record is from the annotation of a GenBank genome assembly.